Rhineura floridana is the source of this 3331-nucleotide messenger RNA. It is a transcript of the gene GPATCH3, whose product is annotated as G-patch domain containing 3. Gene Ontology annotation, biological process: negative regulation of type I interferon production; negative regulation of RIG-I signaling pathway; positive regulation of DNA-templated transcription. The record is from RefSeq and is a predicted model, not a curated record. The coding region runs from base 258 to 1751 and encodes 497 amino acids. Gene Ontology annotation, molecular function: nucleic acid binding. The transcript has 7 exons. Lineage: Eukaryota; Metazoa; Chordata; Lepidosauria; Squamata; Rhineuridae.
CUCCCCAUUGGUCCUUAGAGAGGUGCCGCUCUAUCCGCUGACAUUUCUAUGGCGAAAACCCGCUAUCCGCCUAAACAAAGCCGGAGUUGGUGGAUGGCUCUAACGGAGUCUAACUUUUUCCUAUAUUUCUACGGUCAGAAGUUUGAACUCGUCGGAAACGGGUUUUUUUGGAACUCCUGUUGUGACGCAUUAGUCUGCGCCGCUGGCGUACUAACGUGCCGGCGCUGUCUCACGUGAUUUGUUUGAGGCUCUGCAAGAUGGCGGUGUCUCCCUCUAGCCCUUCGUCCUCCGAACCGGGCGGACGGUAUUGCCUGGUCAGCUGCGUUCCGACCCAGCUCCGCUCCACCGAUCUCCGCUCUUACUUCAGCCAGUUCGUCGAGGCCGGGGGCUUCCUCUGUUUCCACUACCGGCACCGCCCCGAGCGCAUAGAUGGCCCAGGCGCUCCUUCUCGGCCAGGUCAGACCUGCUGCUGCCUGGUGGCGGUUCGGCCCGGUUGGUCCCGCCGCUUGGUCCGGAUGUACUCGGGAAAGCGCUGGAUCGACACGCAGGGAGAGACGCUGCCUGGCCGGUGCCUUAUACGGAGGGUUCGGGUUUCCUUGGAUAAAGAUGUUGACAUUUUCCCCUAUAAAACCAAAAAGGAGGGCCACAGAGCCUUGAAUGAAACUUUUACCCAGGAUGAUUUAAAACGGCUGCCUGAACUCAACCCACCAGCAUUCAUGCCUCAUGGGAAUGUAGGAACCCCUUUGAGAGUCUUCUUGGAUCUCAUCAAAGCCUGUAGAAUGCCUUCUCGUGCUAUCAAGAAGCUGCGAUUGCAGUUCCCCAAAACUGGCUCUUCUCGUAGAUACGGGAAUGUACCAUUUUCAUAUGAGGAAACAGAGACUAUUGUACAAGAGGAGCAUGUUUACACAGCUUCAGGAGAGGAGAUAACAGAAGGGGACCACCUACCAAGAGUGGAGGUGGCUAAUCAAGGUAAUGACAUACAACAGAGAGACUGGAAUGACUCAGAGAAAGAAGAACCGGAAGAAGCUCAAUUGGAUGAUGAUGAUGACGACGACAGAUGUGAAGAAUGGGAGCGGCAUGAGGCCUUGCAUGAGGAUGUCACCAGCCAGGAGCGCACAAAGGAACGUUUGUUUGAGGAGGAGAUCGAACUGAAGUGGGAGAAGGGAGGCUCUGGGUUGGUCUUCUACACGGAUGCACAGUAUUGGCAAGAAGAAGAAGGAGGAGGAGAUUUUGAUGAGCAGACAGCGGAUGACUGGGAUGUGGACAUGAGCAUCUACUACGACAAAGAUGGCGGCGACAAGGAUGCUCGGGAUCUGGUCCAAAUGCGGUUUGAACAGAGGCUCCGGGAUGGUUUGGAAGAUGGGUCUCUUCUGGGCCAACAAAUUGGGAACUUUGAAAAAUUUACCAAGGGCAUUGGUAGGAAACUGAUGGAGAGGCAAGGCUGGACUGAGGGCCUGGGCCUGGGAAGCAGCAAUUCAGGGAUGACUGAAGCACUAGACAACGAGGGACAGAAUCCCAGAUGCAAAAGAGGCUUGGGGUACCAUGGUGAGAAGCUCCAGACUUUUACUAAGCCCAAGAAGCCUCGUGGGGAUGGCUGCCCUCUCAUUUCCACCAUCUAUGAUGAGCCUCAUCCUCUGGAUGCAGAAGAGCAACUACUCCGCCGCCAGCUACCAAUCAGCAUGAAGUAUCGGCAGGAUAUGGCAUUUGUUCAUCCCAUGCAUGGGCAUCAUCAGAGUUUCAGUUCUUCCUGAGGCAGCUGCCAGACAGGAGGGGUUGUGGGACUGUGUUGGGACUACAUUUGCUUUUGCAAAUAAUUUUUUUCUUAUUUAUUAAUUUAACUCUUCUAUUCUGUUUUUAAUUACCAAAGUUGAUUACUGGAGCCAAAUCAGGGCAAAAUGUUAAGUAACUUUACUAAUAUGGGUACCUCUUGAUACUUGUAAGCUGAGUUAAAGGGUUAGUGCUGGUGUUGCCUUAGAAUUGCCAGAAGAUCCAUGAUGAAGUAGUACUUCAGCAUUACAUCAUACUCUGCCGCUGCUGGCCCUUAUCAAGAGGAAAAUCCUCCAUACUCCAUUGCUCUUUGCAAUGAAGAGUAUCAUUCCUCAUAUGAUGUAUGAGAGGGAGCAACGCUUGUAAAUGAGUAAAAUACACCAUUACUGUUGGGGGAAAAGAGAUGAGACUCCUGAAUGAAUAACUAUGAAAAUGCCCCCAACCUAUCAGUUGUGUAACUGCAACCUUGCUAGAUUGGAGAUACUAAUAUGAACAAGGAGGUCUAUAAUAUUUCAUCCCAUUCUUCCUCCAAGGAAGCAUACACAGUGUUUUCCCAGUGUAUUGUCUCAACAACUCUGUAAGAUAAGCUAUGUGGGGAGAGCAUUAAGUCACUCCAAAGUGAGAUAGUUGAGCCCAGAUUUUCCUGCUCUAGGUUGAUGCUGAAUGCUAUAUAACAUCCUGAAGUCACUGUGUCCUACUUUCCAUACGCUCUUGUCAAGGUUUGCUUUUCUUUGUUUAUCCUACUCUUCCUUUAGGUUGCUCAAAACAGCUCACAUGGUGUGUUCUGCCUCUCUCAUUUUAUCCUCACCAACAACCGUUAGGGCUGCUAAAGAAAGUCAUGUUCUUCUAUACACUAUAGCUCUUACUACUAUGGAAGAUGGUCUAUGGACCAGAUGCAUGCCAAUUCAUCUACAACUAACCAGUAUGUUUCUGCGUUUUUAUUUAGUUCAGCCUUGAACCUAUUUCUCAGCAUGCCUGAUCUCACAAUUAUCUCGCCCCCACAUAUCCAUUAUGUCAUUCAUUCCUCUAUCAUGCUGCUUGUUUGCGUGUUGGGAGGACACACAGCUGGUGCUAACUUACUAAAGAAAAUAAAUUUGCAAAAGGAUAAAGAAACCCCUGUGCUGCAAUAUAACAUUACUGGAAAACACAGAUCAGAACAAACAGCUUUUACACCCAUGAUAAAAGUAGGACCAAUGAUAAGAGUUUGCAGACAAUAAUUCCAGUGUUGUAGAGAAAUGUGCCUGUAUCUUUCACCCACUGCUUAAUUUCUAAAGCGAGGGUUGUUGGGCUUCAAAGCCAGUUCACACCUUCUGCUUAAGGUGAAGGAAAGGCAUUUUACCCAUGCUCAGAUGCACUUUACCUAUUUUCUGCUGAGCUCCAAAGCAAGUUUGGAGGCUAAGCCCUAAUGAGUUCUGGUUCAAAUUCAACCCUGCUUUGUGCCAUGGAUGUACCAUAAAACAUGACAGUGAGUUCCUAUCACAGGGAUCCCCAAUCUCAUGCCUAUGGUCACCUCCUGCUCCCAUGUUUAAUUGUUUUUUAAAAUAAAGAGGGUUUCCUAUUUGGA